Molecule: messenger RNA, 704 nt
Organism: Paraglomus occultum
Lineage: Eukaryota; Fungi; Glomeromycota; Glomeromycetes; Paraglomerales; Paraglomeraceae
Source: the annotation of a GenBank genome assembly
CUUUACAUGACGAGAAAAACUUGGUUACGAGGAUCUCACCGAAAAGUGUGGCCGAGCGAGCGGUCAGAGAUGCUAAAAUUUACUGCGAACAACUAUACAACCGUCCAGCACCCGAAAUUGAAUUAAUUGCGACAGACCCGACCGUAACAACAACUCACAUCGAAGAGCACCUUCACAGCAUUCUCUACGGACUGCUCAAGAAGUCGAUUCGCACUACGAUGCAACACAGUUCCCUUGCACACUCCUCUCUUCCCGAUCCAUCGUCUUCUCGCCGGUCACUCUUGUCUUCCUUUAUAUCUUCAUUGGCUCCCUCUCAAUCGCUAAAAUCAACCGUUGGUGUUCCGCCAAUAUCAAUACUAAUAGCACAAGGUGCACAGGAUAUAACAAUAAAAAUAUCUGAUCGCGGAGGUGGUAUGCCAAUGUCAGCUAUGAAUGAUUCAUGGAGUUACUUUGUAUAUGACGAAGCCGAGGAGGCGCAUGUGGAAGAGAAAGAACAGGCAGAGAGACCGUUUGGCAGUGGCGUUGGCAUGAGUUUACCGGCUGCUAGAGUUAUUGCACGAUAUUUUGGUGGCGAUCUUUCGUUUGUGUCAAUGGAGGGUCAUGGUACAGAUACAUUCCUCUCCCUCUACCGCGAUGAUACACAUUUAGAAGCGUUUCCUGAACUAAAUUCGUCUUUGGACAAGAAAUCCUUUAUCCUUCCUUAA